Molecule: messenger RNA, 3090 nt
Organism: Nothobranchius furzeri (turquoise killifish)
Lineage: Eukaryota; Metazoa; Chordata; Actinopteri; Cyprinodontiformes; Nothobranchiidae
Source: RefSeq, a predicted model, not a curated record
UAUCCCCAGCAGCAUCCUCUUCAAAAGUUCUGUUAAUCCUUCAAAAUAAGACUCCCAAACAGUCUUGAAAGCAUCUGAAGUUUAUACAAAAUAGUUUAUCAGUACUCAGCACAGUGUUGUUCAGACCAAAUCCAAAUCAGGGGCUUCAUAUCAUGAAGGCGUUCACUCUUCGUUUUUGCAAAUGAAAUCACUUAUAAGACGGGAACUUUAAAAACUAUAAACAUCAUUAUGAUUCUGACCUGCUCUGUAAAUAUGGUCUCGUUCAUGAGAGGCAAAUGAACAAGACGAAGCAGAUCGGGGCAGUCAUGCUGCUGGACCAGUCUGUUGUGCUGAGCCGGUUCAUGGGAACACUUUAGGAUCUCACCAGGAGCUGGUGGAAGUGGCUGGAGGAACUUGGAAGUCUGGGAAUUCUUGUUCACCAACAACCCAAUCCAGGUUAGCGAAAAUCAACAACACACUGUGUUUGCAGCUCAUUUAGUUAGUUUAUUUACUUAGAUCCGAUGCUGACAACAACAACCCUUCAGUGGAAAAAGUCAGAUGCAAGUUAUUGAAGUUGUUGGAAUAUUAAUUUACAAAGUUUUUCGGGUGUGGCGUGACCUCCCGAGCUUACGUCAUUGGACUAGCAUGUUAGCUGUCCAAUCAGAUCUUUGUAUUUUAUCUGGUCCAGCCAAUCGCUACGGCAUGGAGGCGGAUCUCUGUGAGACAUGAAAUGUCUCUUUCAUGUGGGCUUCUGGCCAACAGGUACGCAGGUACGGAGCCUGUUCCCGGUAGUUUUAUAGUUUUAGUGAUCGAGUGAUGAAUAUUUCAGAGACGUUGGACUUUUCCUGGUGCUAGCGAAGAAGCGCGUGGGUGUCAGUAAACUCAAAAUGUGUGGUAAGUGUUUAUUACUGAUACAAAUAAUAACUUCAUGUGCGUUUGUAUACACGUUUAAGAUAUUUUGGAUUAAUACAUUCGCAUAUUACGUUGUUUAUAAACGUUCCGUCGCAAAACAACUGGCUGUUUCGGUGACUGGAGUCAAUUUUUGGCGAGCCGCAUUUCUGUGCGCUGUCCAAGGUGCUGAGGCUCUAUUGAGAGUUUGAGGGAACCCCAAGGUGACGACAAGUGAUGGGACUUUUCACGGGUUAGGUUUACAGACACAUAACCAUGGAGACGCCAUGUGACUCAAGCGAGUCAGAUCUGCCAUUAAAAAUAACGUCAAGUCCCAUUUCUGACCUCCCCUGCUGCUAGAAGCCUCAGUGAGGUGGACAUGUGGGAGUUGGUUUUGUGUUGAUUUGUGCACCAAUAAAUGUUGGUUUUUGAGGUUCAGACAGGUGAGAGAGAUGCACCAUGGGCAGGAAUGGGCCACAGUGGAAGCCACAGAGUCUGUUACCAUGUCACACAUCAACCUGCAUUGGCUCCUCCACCUGGAGCUGAGUGGGAGUGAAAGGAGAUCCCGUCAGCCUCCAUGGCUUCCUCAUCAGACCCGUCCCGCAGGGAGAAGACCUCCGGGACACACGGGAUGCACACAGCUACACGUAAUCUCUUGCGAAAGAAGGAGCAGCGCCAGCGUGGAAUCCGAUCCUCUUCGCCCAUGGGUCGGGUCAUCCUCAUCAACUCUCCUGUGGACGGUGGAGAUGACAGUGAGGACCUCCACACCAUCACAGUGGAUAAGAGUUUGGACGGGAAGCUAGGGUUCAGCGUGCGCGGAGGCUCAGAACAUGGCCUCGGCAUCUUUGUCAGUAAGGUGGAGGAUGACAGCACAGCAGAGGAGGCAGGCCUGCAAGUGGGAGAUAAACUGGUGGAGGUGAAUGGCGUCAGCCUGGAGAGCAUCACCAUGAGCAGUGCCGUGAAGGUCUUGACAGGCAACAACAGGCUGAGGAUGGUGGUGAGGAGGGUCGGGAAAGUCCCUGGCAUCCGCUAUUCCAAAGAGAAAACUACCUGGGUGGACCUGGUCCACAGGCGAAUGGUGGUGGAGGAGAGUGGACGGACACCUUCAGAAGUCAGCUCAGGCAGCUCCUUGCACAGGAUCGUCCACCUUUACACAACCUCUGAUGACUACUGUCUGGGCUUCAACAUACGAGGGGGGAAGGAGUUUGGACUGGGCAUCUAUGUGUCCAAACUGGACUCAGGCGGUCUGGCCGAGCAGAACGGAAUUAAGAUGGGGGACCAGAUCCUGGCUGCUAAUGGUGUGAGCUUUGAGGACAUCAGCCACAGCAGUGCUGUGGAGGUGCUGAAGAGCCACACUCACAUCAUGCUGACCAUCAAGGAAGCAGGACGUUAUCCAGCCUACAAAGAGAUGGUGGCAGAAUACAGGUGGCUCAAUAAAUUGGCCAAUGGUGUUCAGCAGUCGUCCUCCCAAGCAUCCGACUCCAACUCCUCAGCCUCCUCUUUGUCUUCCGGGACUCCGGUCAGCUCUCUGAGUGGCCUGUCCCAGGUCAUGUUUCCACCCAGCCUGUCGUUUGGUUCAGACAUGGUAGACGUCUGCAUCUCCACCGAGGACCUGAGGUCUGAGUCAGAGCUAACUGAGACAGCCAUCCAGACGGACAUUCCCUCUCAGAAAAUGGCCACAGAUACGACUCGCAGCCUCGGACCAACAACUCUGCUCAAAGACACGGCAAUCCGUGGAGAGGAGGGUAGCAGACGAUGGAAAGAGUCGCCCAAGACGGCCGUGCUGCUGGCGCUCAGCAGACCCAGCCGACCCAUCAGCAGGUCGCAGAGCCAAGUCACCGUUGCAGAGAUCAAGCAGAAGAAAGGGAAGAAUCAGAAGGGGAAAGAUCAAGAGGAAAAAAGCACCCUGCAGCGCUCAAAGACUUUUGUUAAUCUGUUGUUCAAAGGAGGACGCAAGAGAGACACGUCCAGCGGGCGCUCCAAGUCUCCAUCCAGAGAGACGGCCACUAAAGGUAGCUAAUCCAGCUGGUGGUUUCUCUCAGUAAGCUGUUAAAUCUGUUAUCCCAUCCAUCUUUGUUUCAUUUUAAUCAGUUUUUUUCUUUCAAACAUCAAAAGCUCAAUAAAUAUGGUCACAUUUGUUUAUGGUUAUUGUCCUAUGAUUUUUAAUACCUUAUUUUGCAAUAAUCACAAAUUAUUACAGGUUUAAUAAGUAGAUUCAAUGCU